Messenger RNA from Schistocerca nitens (vagrant locust), 3207 nucleotides. RefSeq lists its product as uncharacterized. Bases 654 to 2312 code for a protein of 552 amino acids. The record is from RefSeq and is a predicted model, not a curated record. Lineage: Eukaryota; Metazoa; Arthropoda; Insecta; Orthoptera; Acrididae. The transcript is spliced from 14 exons.
GCGCCGCCGCCACCGCCUCCGCCUCCGCGCGCACCACACCCGUCGCCGCCUUCGGCCGCUGCACGUCCGCCACGCCCAGCCGCAGGGACAAGGCCAACGCCGCCGCCGCCGCCAGACGGAGUGCAACACCAACACCAGCACCUACACCGACAUCUGCGGCUGGCUCUGGCCCGCCAUCGCUGGGUGCGACCAAGGCUUCUGGUGCACCACCUGCCACAUCACCACGAGGCCAACCACCAUCACUGGUGGGCUCUACUGCUACGUGUACUGCAGAAGCACGUCAUGUGCUUGCCACCUAUGCCACCCUGCCCAGGCGCUCUCGCCGUCGCACACAGUCGCCACCUGCAAAGAUCCCAUCAACAGCAUCCGGUCGAGCUCAGUUAGUACGAAGCCUGUCGGCCAGCCGCGAAUCAUCUGCAGGUGGCUCUUCACUGGUGCGAGCUGCCUCAUUACGCCGUCCUCAGUCGCACACCAGCUCCACUCCCAGUCGCUCUCUGCCGCCGUAUCCUCGGCCACGCGUCACACGACGUGUCUUUUCGGCACCAUCUGGUGUCAUUACUGUGGACGCUGCUGCUCAGACUGAUAGUCUUCCAAAUGCAGAGGACGUUCGUCAUCUAGAGGCACACAUACGCUUGCUGACAGAGGGUCAAGCAAUGCAACAAGCUGAGUCUGAGAGACUGACGAAGCUACUGCAACACGAGCAGUCUCUGCGGGCUUCUCAUGAGGAGGAACUAACUCGCACACUGAAUAGAGUCCAAGCCUUGCUCGGAACUGAGAGGAUCGACGUGGACGAAGGAAGUGAUAGCUUACAAGAGCUUGAAAUGAGAGUGCAAACAUCCGAUCAUAUAGUCCUAAGGCAGCAGCGAGAGAUAUCAGAGCUUCAAGCACUAUGCACAACCUUGCAGAGGGAUCUGGACAAGAGCCUGGCAGCACAAAAGAUGUUAUUGCAACAACAACAAGAUCAAGAGGCUGAAUCUAUGGAGCUUCAAGAAUUCCUUCAGGCUGAAAAAUCAACGCUUGCUGAAGCCCUCCGUGAAGCAGAAAAUGAGAUUAGCAGACUGAGUGCAGGCUUGCAGCAGUCACAGGAAGAGUGCAAGCACCUAGUAAGAAUCAGUGAGCAGCGCAGGCAGGAGAACAUGGCACUGCAGGCAAGGCUGGGAGGCCUGGGGGCUCGAAGUGAGGAGCUGCUGGUGCAGCAGGGCGCUGCUGUGUCGGGUGCAGCGGUGCAGCUCCUAGGCCUGGGCUCACGUCUGGAAGCUCUCAUUGACCAGCUUGUUGCAACAUACAACAUUUCUGAGAAGGAUCUGGAGGAUGUAAUAUUUCACAAUGAGGCUUACAGCAAAAGUGAAAGCAGUGUAGAGGCAAGCCCUGAACACAGUCGUGGCAAAACUCCACCACAGCCUCCAACUUCAAAUGCACCACAAGCUACAAAUGGGGAGCUGCCGUCCAUUCAGCCACAAUCAUCAUUUGUGGCAGCUGUCAUUGGAGCUAUAAAGAGUGCCACAGGUGGUGGAAUUGCUAAGAGAUUAUCAGUCUGUUCUGAGCCCGGUACCGAUACUGAUAUGGAGAAUACAGUACAGAAUUCCGUCCAGAUACACAAUCAACACAGCUCAGAAGCUAAUGGUCGCUUAGUCAACAGCCCAUCCCUACAGGACCUUUCCCAGGCCAUUCUGGAACGACAGCAAUCUGAGGGUGACAGCUCUGGACCUAACAAUCGUCUCCCCUCUGCACCAGCUUUGGCUCUUGUUGAUCAGAUUGUAGAAGCUGACAACUUACUGACACGCUUGCUCAAGGUGUUACGUAUUGUGCAGCUGGACAAAGAUUCCGGUUAUACGGAUACCAGCGACAGGUCUGCACUUCUAGAGAGACUGAGACAUCAAGAGGAGCUUACUCGCAACUGGGAAACAACAAGUGAACAGCUGCGUGUGGAACUGCAACGUGCCCACGAGGAUCUUGCAGUUUGCACAAGGCAGCUGGAGAAGGCACAGCAACUCCAGCAAGAGAGUUGGCAGGAGAAACAGCAGCUGCUCCGUCAGUGGCUGACCAGUGCAGCUUCCCGGGAGAUUCCAGACUUGAAACCUGAGAGUCUGACUGGUCUUGCUAUGCAGGAAGUACGUCGACAGUAUGAAGUUAUUGAUGGGGCACUUGAGACGUUGCAGGGCAUCCAAGGUGUAGUGAUGCAAUGUCCAUCAUUGGCUAAACUCCAGCAGGACCUGGAAGAAACUAACUUCCACUGUCUCACUACUCUACCACUAGUUGGUGCUGAUGUCAAUGCUAAUGCAGCUGUUUUAGGAAGCAACAGGAUAGCAUAAAAAGUUAGAGACUGGGGAAACAUGACCUUACUUCUUUUACACUAGCAGAAAUUUUAAAAUUCAGUACUUUUUAAUAAUUUCAAGUGAAUUUUACUGUUUUUCAAGCUACAUGUAGAAAUGUGCUAUAUUUUAUAUUUCUUAUUUUUAGGCUAUGUAGUACCUAUUGAGAAUACUUAAGUAUAUGUAGGGAUACAGAUGUAAGUUUUAAUGAUUUUAGACUGGUUUAAGAAUUCAUUAAUUUGAAUGAAAUAGUUACAAUGUAGCAGAUUGCCACAACUAGUGCAAAUACUGUAACAGUUUAAUGGUUCAAAGUGAAGUGAUAUAAAAACUGUGCCAUGGAAGAAAGCUGCGCGUUGUUUGUGCAUUGUUGAAUAUUUACAUAGGAGUCUAGGCUACAGCUGUCAAAGAGUACAGUCCUAGUUAACAUUGAGAGCAAUUGGUGCUUCUGUACAAUAGAGUUGUAGGUGCUAAGACAGUCCUGGAAGAUUGUUCACUAAAGCUACUUACCCAAUUUUUCUAGUUUCUCUCACAACUGUAUUUAUUUACUAAUACAGUGUAAAUUGUAAGAUGAGAAACAUUUUAUAUAUUUGACCUAUAUUUUUACAUAAACUUUAUUUCAUAUAUCUUAAAAUUUGUCUUUACUUGUAUAUGUGUGCUACACAAGACAGGAGCUCCUGUAAGGUGUCCACCACCUUAUGUCUAACAGUAAACUGCACCAACUGUUUUAUUUUUUGACGUUAACAUACAUACUAUCGCACUUAUCUCUUUGUGACGACAUUCACACUUAAUGCCGAACUUGUCAUUUCACAUACAAAACUGUUUCCAGUCCUAUUUUUGUACAAUAAAUUUGAGCUAAUUUUAUUUAAUAAACUACAGUUUGCUAUGUUUGAUGAAA